Aspergillus sclerotioniger CBS 115572 is the source of this 829-nucleotide messenger RNA. Its product is annotated as ribonuclease P Rpr2/Rpp21/SNM1 subunit. Gene Ontology annotation, biological process: RNA processing. Bases 95 to 697 code for a protein of 200 amino acids. Lineage: Eukaryota; Fungi; Ascomycota; Eurotiomycetes; Eurotiales; Aspergillaceae. The transcript has a single exon. The record is from RefSeq and is a predicted model, not a curated record.
CCGCUCCCAGGUUGGAUGAAUGCCUUGUCUCCUGUGACGGAUCGUCUUCUAUUCACCCAUAUUUCUACUAUUGGAUACCUGGUCUGAUAUAGCCAUGCCUCUCAGCGACCAUGCGCCCAGGCUGGAAUUUCUCAGGAGCUCUGCCAGCUCUCUGAAUGCUCUCGGUCCAUCCACCGCGGCCUAUUUAAUGACGUUGCACAAUGGCAUUAUUUAUGACGAAUUCAAGCCCUUGAACCAGCGCCAUCGCGAGGCAUCGUGCGGUGCAUGUGGCAGCAUCAGAAGCGAGGAAUGGACCAAGACCAUUAAUAUCCCCAAACGAAAAGGCAAGCCCUCAAAGCCAGGCUCAGCGGCUAGGCCGGCCUCUGAAGGAGCUACAAUUCUAAAAUGUCUCCGUUGCCGUCGGCGCACCGUCAAGCCAGCUCGAAAGGAGGCAAGCCGUCCUACUAUGCCCGCCAAAUCUAUUCCUACGACAGCAUCUACGCCUGAGAUUCAAUCCUCUGCAGCCACGGCGCCUCGUUCAGGGCCGACCUGUGAAUUAGCGGAUCAAAAUAAAGUUAAUAAGGCCGCAGACAAUGCCAAUAGCAAAAAGCGAGCCAAGGCCAGAAAGCAGGGUGGAUUGCAGGCACUGAUGGCUUCCAAGCAACAGUCUCUCACAAAUUCAUCAUCCCUCGAUCUCUUUGACUUCCUUCAGCAGUGAAGGGGACCUGCAAAUUUUCUUGCUGGCCACGAGCCCAUGCCAAGGCCGGAGGAUCGGGGGAUUCCUCCGGGAUGGUUUGGGCCUAGCGCGGGGUUGCUUUAUCGGCCGGAGCUCCCCAAACGGCUUCCCGCC